Molecule: messenger RNA, 1332 nt
Organism: Lachancea dasiensis
Lineage: Eukaryota; Fungi; Ascomycota; Saccharomycetes; Saccharomycetales; Saccharomycetaceae
Source: the annotation of a GenBank genome assembly
AUGACUACUGAAUUGCCAAAAGACAAGUUACUACAAAGGCUGCGAUACUUGGACGAAGAAAUCGAAGGAUACUUUGCGUUGAAUCUCGAACAAGCUAAACAACGGUACCGCUUGGUGAAAUAUGGAUCAAAGGUAAACGUGGUUGAUAAGGUUGCGGAGAAACGCAGAAACGUCGAAAAUUGGAGGCACAAGAUUAAAACUAAUUACAGUACAGCCGAAGGCAGGUUCCAAAAAAUCUGGGAUGCAUUGCAAAACAACCCUGAAUUGGACCUAUGCACUGUAACUGACCGACUAGGGAAUACAAGAGCUUUCCAAAUCCAGAAAUUGGGAAUAUCACUAGAAAAUGUCAGUUUGUCCAAACACGAGAUUUCGGCGUUGGGAAGCAAUACCGAGGAAUUCAAGCUCAAACUUCGGCAGAUGAAUUUGACCGAAGAAAGCUACCUGAGCUUUUUAAGAUGGCAAGAAAAUAUAUGUGGAGCAUCCAGCGAGAUAUAUGAGCAAUUGCCAAAAUUGACAUGGAACAACUACAGAUAUCAGUGGGUGGGGAAUGGUUAUCGUGUCACUAUAGCGUCCCGAAAUCUCAACUCGUAUGCUGCAUACUGUAAGUUCUAUUGCAAGCUGGGGACCUGCACAAACCAGAGCUGCAAAUUUCUCCACGAUGCCACAAAAGUGUCCGUGUGCCGAGAUUACCUGACGACAGGAACUUGUAAAUACGGUCAAAGGUGCAGACUUACACACACGGGCGGUAGCGAAUUUGUGUGGCCUCAGUGUCGCAAAUUUGCAGAGCAGAAAUGCGAGUUCCAACUCGGAGCAGAGGCCUCUUUACAUGCGAACGAGACCCGGUGUCUAUUCUUUCAUUCCGAAAACGUCAACCUGCGAUUUCCAACGUGCCGGCAAUUUGCACACAUGGGCUACUGCUACCGUGGAUUGAGCUGUCCGUUCCCUCAUUUCCUGGAAUGCCCAGACUCUACUUACACCCCAGAAUGUUUUUUGAUCCACUGCAAAUAUCCGCAUCGCCAACAAAACCACGAAAUCACCCCCUCAAGCGUACCCUUGACCCAAAUACCUUGUGAAGCGUACCUUCUACCGCCUCUUAGAAAAAGAGAUCCUUUAUUGGCGUCGGGGACCUCUUGGUACGGGUUGCGGCCAGCCACGCAACCUGGCAUGGCCCGGACAAAUGCCUAUAGUGAUAAUGGCAAAAUGAGUGAAAUGACAACAUUAAAUUUACCAGUAAGCUCAUCGGAUGAAGAUGAAUCUACUACCACGUCAUCAGAGUCUCCAGAGUCAAGUUUUUCAGGCGAUGAACUGAAUGCUGAUUUCAUCAAAAUAUAA